GGCCUGAGGGAGCGGGGGCUGAGGCGGAUUUCCUCUCACCUUCCCGCCCUUCCGCCGUGAGCGCCAUGGCUUCCCGGCAGCGGAGCCCUCAGCAGCCCGGCGGCGGCGGCCCCUGGGGCGGCCACCACAGCAUCCCGUCUCCAGUCCGUUGGUCAAUCGGAAGAAAACGCUGCGCAGAUGGAAAGCACAGAAAUCCAAAUCAUCUCGAUUCUUCUAUGCUCAAAGAGGACCCAUCGAAAUUCAAAUGUUCAGAUGAAAAUGAGAAUAGGAAUGUAGACAACAGACAUGAGAGCUUUACUACCCCUGAAGGUCCAAGACCCCGCCCAAGAUGUUCUGACUGGGGAAGUGUGGUUGAAGAGGAUGAAAUGAGGACAAAGGUUAAUAAAGAAAUUGCAAGAUACAAAAGAAAACUCCUGAUUAAUGAAUUUGGAAGAGAACGGAAGUCAUCCUCUGGAAGUUCUGACUCAAAAGAGUCAACUGUACCAGCAGAACUAGAAACUGAUGAAAGUGUUCUGAUGAGAAGACAAAAACAAAUCAAUUAUGGAAAGAACACCAUUGCGUAUGACCGAUAUAUUAAAGAAGUUCCCAGACACCUUCGGCAGCCAGGAGUUCAUCCCAAAACACCCAAUAAGUUUAAGAAGUACAGUCGACGGUCUUGGGAUCAGCAGAUCAAGCUGUGGAAGGUUGCUCUGCAUUUUUGGGAUCCUCCAGCAGAAGGGAAUGACUUACAAGACAUUAGUCCUGUUGAUCUCGGUGAAAUGGAGACUGAAUCUGUAGAAAGUAGCUGCGAAUCACAAACAAGCUCUCAGGAUCACUAUGACAUGUAUUCUGGCACUCCCACAAAAGUUAGACAUGUUGACUACCAGGCGGAAGAUGAGUUUGAUUUAGAGGCCUGUUUGACUGAACCACUGAGAGAGUUCCAGCCUCUGAGCUAAUGUUGCCACCUGGAGGUGAUUUUAAAGACGGAAAACACCCUUUUUAAAAAUAGGUGACGUUUUACCCCCAAGGGAGUUGACCGGUGAAAUAUUAGCCAGGUGUGCAUUGUGGAUCGGUAAUGGGAUGUUUCUUGUGAAUAAUUCACAUCUUUGGGUAAUGAUCUUGUUUUCUUUUUAAUUGACUUUAAUUUAUGCAUAAGUAUGGUUUUGCAGGUUUUCAGAACUCAGCAAAAUUCCUGAAAAGCAAACUCUCAGUAACCGGGCAGCAACUUAUCGUUAACUCUUACGUACCGUGAAUCCUUUAAAUGACUUUUCCUAAGUACUGUUCAUUGCCUAUUUAAAGUGCAGCGAAACAUCUGAAACUUCCCUUCUAAUGACUGAAACCUCCUGUUUUUUUCCACCUAUAAAUUUAAUUUUGUUAUUGUCAGUGCCAUAAUGGAGUAUUCUGUUUCAUGCGAGACUUGGGAUUGGAGAGUGAGUCAGUGGGGUUGUUACAAAACUGAGCUUUAAUAAAAGCUGCAGCCUAAAUUCGGUACUGUAAAUAGUUAUUACUCUUCUAGUAAUGUUUGAAGAAGAGUUAAGUAGUGGAAGGUAUUUAGGAUUUUUCAUGCGACCACUUACUCAUGUAAAAUUGUUGUAAUUGUACAGAUAGAUUUUCCCGUUAUUUGCACUUGUAAAAUUCUUGUUGACAGUUCAUGUUUCUAUUGCUUUUGUAUGGGACCGUAUUGCUAAAAUAAAAGGAAAAUAAAUUGUGGACACGUGUUUUUAAA
Molecule: messenger RNA, 1705 nt
Organism: Ornithorhynchus anatinus (platypus)
Lineage: Eukaryota; Metazoa; Chordata; Mammalia; Monotremata; Ornithorhynchidae
Gene: SLBP
Product: stem-loop binding protein
Exons: 8
Coding region: 66-935 (289 amino acids)
Biological process (GO): mRNA 3'-end processing by stem-loop binding and cleavage; mRNA transport
Cellular component (GO): cytoplasm; histone pre-mRNA 3'end processing complex
Molecular function (GO): histone pre-mRNA stem-loop binding; mRNA binding
Source: RefSeq, a predicted model, not a curated record